CUUCAGAUUUAAAUUGUUGGAUUAAUAAUUCCAUCUAAUGUACUUACGGUGAACUCUUAGCAACUCACGUAAAACUUAAACAUCGUGAUUUGGUAUAGUGAGUCGUAGUAGUUCCCCAAAGCUUGUGCAGAUGUCGCCACUUCGAACAAAGUAUUGAUUUUCUCCAAGUGGUGCUUUCGUUACAUGCCGGGAAAUCAAUAUGUAGCUUCUGGAAAAAUCAGAUUCCUCACAACGCAAUAACCGUAUCGAGAGCACUUGUAAUCCUUAAUAUCGUUCAAUAACAGUACGCGAUUAUAUUUUCGUAGAGUGAAUUAUAAACAUACCUCGUGACCUUUUGUGUAUUACGGCAAUGAUUAUAAAAAAAUAAUCAAGAUUUUCGAAGCAGUGUUAACAGUUUUGCUUGAUUGUUUUUUUGCUGAAAUAUUAUGCGUUCUCUUGCCGCUGUACAUGGGGUAGAUCCCUUGCCGGAAUUGCGCAUUCCACGGGGGGUACAACAAUUAGGAGGUCUAGACGCCGAUAUGGCCGGCGCUCAUGAUACAAUAUAUCUAUGCAACUUUCGCGUUUCCGUGGACGGAGAGUGGCUUUGUUUAAAAGAACUGCACGACAUGGAGAUGCAAGAUUCUUACAUCCAUCCAACAGACAACGGUGCGAUUACUUCUCCUGACGAUCCUAUGCAUUGCUUGAUGGCUCGCGAUCCCGUUGUCAUUGAGCGCAGUAAUCUCGUGAAUAUCUCGAAACUUAUAGUGAAGGAACUAAUCGAACAGUCGCUUCGUUUCGGCCGAAUGCUCGACAGUGAUCACUUGCCGUUGCAUCACUUCUUUAUUGUCCUCGAACAUGUCAUGCGUCAUGGACUCAAACCGAAAAAGGGACUCCUCGGACCUAAAAAGGAGCUAUGGGAUAUUCUUCAAAUGGUUGAGAAGUAUUCGCCUGAGGCAGCCGAUAUCACGGCCAGUGUCAGAGAUCUUCCAACUGUGAAGACAGCAAUGGGCCGCGCUCGGGCUUGGUUGCGAUUGGCGUUAAUGCAAAAACGACUCGCAGAUUACUUGAGAAUCCUCCUUGAGCAUCGUGAAGAUACUUUGGAGGAAUAUUUCGAACCCCACGCGCUGAUGCUGAACGAGGAAGCUGUAAUUAUCACCGGUUUGCUGGUCGGUCUCAAUGUUGUCGACUGCAAUUUGUGUGUUAAGGAAGAAGACUUAGAUAGUCAACAAGGUGUCAUAGAUUUCUCUUUGUAUUUACGGGGCAGUAACUCUUCCAACGACAUAGCAGGAAAUGAGAACAACACAAACAAUGAACCUAAACAACGCCACAUCAACACCAUGCUCGAUCAGAAAAACUAUAUUGAAGAACUAAACCGACAUCUGAACGCCACCGUAGCAAAUCUCCAGGCGAAAGUCGAAAGCCUGACCACGACCAAUGCGUUGAUGAAGGAAGACCUUGCAAUCGCAAAGAACACAAUGAUUCAGCUAGUCGAAGAAAACAAUCAACUGAAACACGCUUUAGGUCAAGAUAUAACCAAAGAUUCGAGAAUGAAAAUCACGGAACUGCAAGCAGAUGAAGAGGAAAAACGAAGCGUUAAAAGUGUAACUUCUGAUAGAUCUAAGAGUGAUAAGGAUAGCGAGAUGUCAAAGGCGUUAGAGGAAGAAAGGAAGAAGUAUUUAGAAAUGCAAAAGGAACUUGAUUUGCAGAUUUCAUUGAAGGCAGAAAUGGAGGUAGCCAUGAAAUUAUUAGAAAAAGAUAUACACGACAAACAAGACACUAUUAUAUCUCUGAGGAGGCAGCUUGACGAUAUAAAGCUUAUCAAUUUAGAAAUGUACAAAAAAUUACAGGAAUGCGAGACGGAGCUGACGCAGAAAGGCGAAAUGGUAUCAAGGCUUCAAGCGAAGGCCGAACAAAUCGGCAAAAUACUCCACAACAUUGAGAAAUACAACCACUUCCUAGGAUCCGAUCACGAUCUAGUUAAAGCCCUAAGAUCUCCCACUACUAACGAAACGAAUAUAGGAGAGAAGCUCGAAAAACUCAAAGCUCAUUGUAGUUCCUCUCACAAGGGUACAAAGUCCAAGGACGAGGGUCCUCCAAAUAAGAAACUGAAUCUUCAGGAAAUACCACCGUUUAGGAAAAGUAGUAGUCACGAUAGAAGUGUCGCUCGACCAGGUGAAUGAAGCGAUACUAACAAAGCGCUGUUAUUUAAUAUUAUGUAAAUACUUAGUAUGAACAGGUGGUAUUUCCUCUUUAUUAUAUAAAUACGUGAAUCACAAAAGCAUGUUUAUCUAAAAUCGUAUUCAUAAUUAAAAACUACAAGAAUCUCUUUGGUAAAUUAUAUAGUUAUUAAGUCGCUGCGUUAGCCUAGCCGAUAAUUUUCGUAUUAUUAUGUACUGUUUUAUUACUUUAUUAACAUAUUUGGUAUCUACUUAUAUAAUAUUUAACACGCUUCCUGACUAACAUCCAAACUGACUAACGAAUAACAUAAUUUUUUUUGAGCUAAAUUAUAUUGAUAUUGUUUUAGGAAUGUGAAAUUUCCUUGAAACAUAAAACAGAGUUAAUAGCCAAAUUGGAAGCAAAGACUGAAUCAAUGGGCAGCACCAUACAUCAACUCGAUGAAAAGUAGGUUGUGCCAUUUUUAUUAUGAUAUCGCAUCGAGCAAGUAGCCAGCUCUCCCUAGAGUUUAAAUAUCAUAAAGUAAAGUUUUUUUUCUGUCAAUCUAUGGCCUUAAUUUAGAAUGGUGAAUUAGAACCUAUAAAAAACUAAUAUAUAGCAUCAUUUUCGAUUUUCGUGAGUCUUAGAUAUAACUAAUAAUAGUUAUAUCUAAGACUCAUUAUUAUAUAAGUAAUGUUUUAAUUAAAACUAGGUACGUUUUUCUUUUUAAAAUCGUCCAUUUAUAUCAUAGUGUUAAUAUAUAUUUAACAUUAUAAUAUGAAAUACAGAUUUGCAAUAACACACCCUGUAUAGAAACCUCGUAUCCUGUAUACAAGGUGCAUAAGAAACGUGCCCUAAAACAUACACAAAUGUAGCUAAUUCCUAGCACUAAAACGUUUAAAAAUAACUAUGGAAAAAAGUUUUUUUUUCCUCACACACUUUUCUUAAAUAAAUCCGUACACAGUCAGAUACAUUCGCAUUUCAUUGCUCCUUAAAAAUUUGUGAGUUUACAAGUCAAGAUAAAAAAACAAAUCUAGCUCUAAAUCAUUUUCCGUAUAUUUUUGGGCAGUAGUUUGGUUUCACAUAGUAGUUUUAUAAAGAGGAUUAUUUAUAAAAUUCUCAAUUAUAGCUAAAACCUAUUACUAUUUCAGUUCAAUUUGUCUGAAACAUUCCAUUUAAUUAGUGUUCUAUUCUAAAAUAUAAUGCACUCCAAUUGACCGAUAACGCUAAUACGCUGUGAUAAUUAAACUCUAGGGUCUAUUGAGUGCCACAAUAACGUAUAAACGCUACGCUAUUGAAUAGUAACGCUUGACAUAUCAAUAAAACGCACUCUUGUUGUGUUAUGCACAGCUUCAAGUAUAGAAGGGCUACUUUAUUCGCUCGACAUUGGCAAACCCUCACAAUGAAUACUGUAAAAGCAUAAAAUGACAUUAUAUAUUUUCUUACGUUUAAAAAUUAGACGGUAACGCUGUUAUAGCUUUAGCUUUAAUGUUGCUAUGUUAACGAAACGAAAAUAUUACUGUAACGUUUUGUUAAAUACACUUAAAAAUAAUUCUGUUUAAAUUUAGUUUUUAAUCAAUUAACACAAAAUUUGUUAUAAAUAAUAAGUUGAGUAAGACAUGUUUAGUUUUUGUUUUAAAUUUAAUAAUAACAUUUACAGACUAAAAAAGACUAUUGUAUCGAGUGAAUCUACAUUAUUUAUAUUGUUAUAAAAAUGAUCUCAGUUUUUUGUUUUCAUUUAUUGUAACACAAUAAUUUAAAAUGUUGAUUUUUUUUUAUUGAUUUACGUUUUAUGUAGUCCUGUGGUUUCAAUUGUGUAGUGAUGUACAUGCCUUAUUUUUUAAUAAUAAAGCAUAUUCAGUUUAA
Bombyx mori (domestic silkworm) is the source of this 3999-nucleotide messenger RNA. Its product is annotated as RUN and FYVE domain-containing protein 2. The record is from RefSeq and is a predicted model, not a curated record. Gene Ontology annotation, molecular function: metal ion binding. Bases 426 to 2159 code for a protein of 577 amino acids. NCBI's taxonomy places the organism in Eukaryota, Metazoa, Arthropoda, Insecta, Lepidoptera, Bombycidae. Gene Ontology annotation, cellular component: cytoplasm. The transcript is spliced from 10 exons.